This is a messenger RNA of Scylla paramamosain (green mud crab), 758 nucleotides long. RefSeq names its product macrophage migration inhibitory factor homolog. Gene Ontology annotation, molecular function: phenylpyruvate tautomerase activity; cytokine activity. The record is from RefSeq and is a predicted model, not a curated record. The coding region runs from base 133 to 495 and encodes 120 amino acids. NCBI's taxonomy places the organism in Eukaryota, Metazoa, Arthropoda, Malacostraca, Decapoda, Portunidae. The transcript is spliced from 4 exons.
GAGCGAUAUAAGCAACCAGCUUGAUGACCCAAGCCACCAUCUUCGCUGUCUCUGACAAGCAGCAAGCAAGGACUAGCACUCUGUCUUCCGAAGAACCUCACUCCAGACAGUGAAGCCAGGAACGCUGCCAAGAUGCCUUUUCUCGAGGUGUCCACGAACCUGCCCAAGGAGAAGGUGACCCCAGAAGUGCUCAGCGGCCUCAGCAAGAUGGUCAGCGAGAUGCUCGACAAAUCGGAGAGUUACUGCAUGAUGCACGUCCUGCCUGACCAGCUGAUGACUUUCGGCGGCACCAGUGAGCCGUGCGCGGUGGUCAGACUGAUUUCCAUCGGCAGGCUGGGUGUGGAGCUAAACAAGAAGCAUGCUGCCAAGAUCUUCGCCUUCAUGGACAAACAUCUCGGGAUCUCCAAUGAUAGAAUGUUCAUGGUGUUUCAGGACCUGGACUCAUCAACUGUUGGAUACAAAGGAACAACAUUCCAUGAACUGUAUGGCCGUUAAACUUUUACCACAAAUGGAAUUAAGAUGUUGCAGUCAAACAACAGCAUGCCGUGAAAUUCAGGGCCGCCAGCACUGCCCUGAGUGUGUGCGGGACUCUCCGGGUUGGCAGUCACUGCUGCACAUGCACACUGAGACUGAGGUCCAUAUAUUUCAAUUGUCGGUUGCAGAUUUUUUCCUACUCCUACAGACAGACUGACCAGCUGCUGUUUAUUACGAUUGUAACUGAACACAAUUAGUUUAUUUUCCUUUAUCCCAUUCAAGAC